GUGUGCAAUGGACGGCGGAACCCAAACUAGGAGCAUGUGGGGUAUAUAGUCGGUGAAGCUGAGAUCAACGUGUCUUAAAGACAGUAUUUGUGAAUUCUUAACAUUCCUCUCCUCCCAUUUGGGAUGGGGUCACAUCAUCACAGUCUCUUCAGUCCCCAUCAGAAGGAAGAAGGUUCCCCCUCCCAAUUCCCUGGACCAUCUCAGUGGUUGCAGCCCAGAAGUUUAUUCCAGGCUGCAGCCAGCUGGAGCCCCCAGCCUGCCAGAGCCAAGAGCCCAGGUGGGGUCAAGAACCGAAGCUACAGGAUGUUGACAACGUUGCUGCCACUGCUGCCUCUACUGCUCCUGCCCGGCUGGGCCCUCUGUAGCCAGGAAGCCUCAGGUGGCCCGCAGGACCUCCACAUGCUCCAGGUCUCCUACUUCCGCAAUCCCUCUCAAGUGUGGCACCAGGGAAACGCCACGCUGGGGGGGGUUCUGACGCACGUGCUGGAAGGUCCGGGCAACAACGUCACGAUCGAACAGCUGCAGCCCUUGCAGGAGCCCGAGAGCUGGACGCUCACAAAGAACCGCCUGGUGCGCUACCUGCAGGAGUUCCUGGGCUUGGUGCAGGUGGUGCACCGCGAGCGGGGCGUGGCCUUUCCUCUGACCAUUCGCUGCUUCCUGGGCUGCGAGCUGCCUCCUGAGGGCUCUAGAGCCCAUGUCUUCUUCGAAGUGGCUGUGAACGGGAGCGCCUUUAUAAAAUUCCGGCCAGAGACAGCCUCAUGGGUGGCAGAGCGUCAGGCAUCCUCCACAGUGGUCACUUACACUCUGGAGCAGCUCAACAAGUACAAUCGUACUCGGUACGAACUGCAGGAAUUUCUGCAGGACACCUGUGUGCAGUACGUGCAGAAACACAUCACGAAUAACUCGAAAGGGAGCCAAACAGGCCACUCCUACACUUCGCUGGUCCUGGGCAUCCUGGUGGGCUGUUUCAUCAUCGCUGGAGUGGCUGUAGGCAUCUUCCUGUGCACAGGUGGACGGCGGCAGCGCUAAUGACUCUCCAGCCCCUUCCGGAAAAGGGCUAGACUGAUGAAGGCUGGCAAGGGAAGAUCUCAGCUCACUGCAGAACCAUACAGAUUCCCCAUCUGGAGCAUUAUAUUCCAGAAGAUUUGGAGUAGCAGCUCAUUUCUUCAAGAUCUGCCCACCAAGAGUUUGGGGGAGGAAAAGGGAGGAGCCUAAGUAGACAAGAUACUUGGUUUGCUAAGAACCUAAGAACUUGCAUACUUUGCUGAAUUGGUCUGAAAAGUGAAUGCUUAUCAGUAUUUGUGGAAAACAGAUGAUGGAGUUGGGGCAGUGGGUGUGGUCUAUGGCCCAUCUUCCAAAGAUAGAGUCACCUGAGUCAUUCAAAACACAUAAACAAAUAAAACAAGUCAUCCACAACCCUAAUAACCAACAUUCAGUGCUUCCAGAUGUGUUAGACUUGGGACAGGACACUGGUACAAUAGUGGUAGAAAUAACCAGAAAAAUGGUGGAAGCAUAAAAUCCAAAUAAUAUGGGAGUGAGGAGUUAUUAAUUAAUAUAAAUAAAUUCCUUACUUAUGUAUAUGGAAUUAUUAUUUCCUCUACUUUGCAAACUUUUGGGAAAGUAGCCUAUGCCCUUUGCUUCUACUUCCUCAUCUCUCACUCACUCUUCAAUCCACUGCAAUCUGACUUCUCUGUAAACUGCUCUAAGAUCAUUAAUGACCUCUAAGUGUGAAACCUUCAUCUUCCAUGAUAUCUGCAAAGUUUUACUUUGUGGACUAGGACUCUCUUUUUACCCUAACUUCUGAGAUAGCAGGCUUCUAAUUUUUAACAACUCUUCUGGCCAUUCAGUCAAUCCCUUUGCCUAUCUCAUCUUUCUCAAUUCACCUUUGAAAUGCUGGCUUCCUUAGAACUCCAUUUUUUAGCUCCUUUUGUUCCCCUUUCAACUAUACCUUUUCCAGUGACUUUCCAUGACUUCAAAUACCAGCUAUAUGUGGUGGUUUCCAUGGGGAAGCAAUGUCAUAAUGUCUUUGAGAGCAUGUGUUUUGUCAUCAGAAAGAUGAGUUUUACUUCUUUGAGCUAGGCAUUUAACCUCUUCAAGUCUCAGUUUCUUCAUAAACAAAAGGUAUAAUAAAAUAUGCAAAAAGGGUAUAAUAAAAACAAUGCCUACCUCACAGAGGCAUUUUGAGUAUUAAAUAAGAUAAUAUAUAUAAAUAUAUGCAUAUAAUAUAUGCAUACUCAAUAAAUAUAGCACUUGCUCCUGACCUCCAGACCCCCCCAUUUGCCUUGAUUCUUGAAAAUCAUCUCUACGUUAAUAUUUUGCAGACAUUUCAGAGUCGACAUAUUCAAAAUGAAAUUCCUUAUCUUUCUCCCCAAACUUGUUCUCUCUUCUUUUGUUUACUCUCAGUUAAAAAGAAUUACUAUCAAAUCGUAUCAAUGUAGAGGCCUCAGUGUUAAACUUUGUUUACUCUCUCUUCAUCUGCACCUACAAAAUACAAUAUCUGUAGACUCUGUUCCCUCCUUUCCACUCCAUUGCUUUUAUUCAAGAUACCAUAAUUCAUCUCUUUCUUUGUGGUAGGCAUAGAGGUGUGCCACCCAAUUCCACCUUCAAGGAAAGUCUUGCUGUUCACCUACAAGGAGCAUAGUCAACAGAUAACCUCCAGCUUCUUCAGUUCCUUCAGUGUCUGCCUCAUCUGCAAAGAACAGUCCUGCAUGAGGGGAUACUCAUUCAGUGACUGAGCAAAGCAGGGGUAAAAAGGUUCAGCCAUUCUGGCCCACUGCAAUUCUGAUGAGCUGUAUUCACUCCCAGCUCCUUGACAGGUUGGCUGGGUCUUUGUUGGCUCUACACUGCAGUUUGACUUCUUCCUCUAUUCAAUCUUGCUUCCUCCCCCUAGGUAAUAUCUUGCACCUCAAACUCUGUCUCAGCAUCAGCUUCCAGGAAACCCAACCUGUGACUGACAAUUUCUCUCUCUGUCUCCAAACUGAGAAAGUCUCUCAGUCUUUUGACUGGACCAUGGCAAUAGCCUCCUCCUAAUUUUUCUCCUGGCCUCUGCCAUAGCUAGAUGGAGGGGAAAAGGGAAAAUUAUAGUUAUCUUUGGCUUCUCUUGUGGGAGGUGAUACCCUAUCUUCCAUUAAGAUUCACACAGAAGAAGAGGUUUCAGAUGUAGGGAAAACAAAAAACAAAACAAACCCCUAAAUUUUCACUGUAUCUCUCACCAUCAAUUUAUUUACUUAUGCAGUAAGUGUUUAUCAGUAACUUCCAAAUGCAAGGUUUUAUGCUAUGUACUUUGGAGAAUAUAAAAUGAUUAAGACAUGAUCCUUCUUGAGGAGCUCAUUGUUUACUUGGGAAGAUAAAACAUAUACAAAUAAGAGUAAUACAAGACAGGCUAUCCAAAUAAAUGGAAGAAACAUAAAUAAAGAUGCUAUGUUGUGAUUUA
This is a messenger RNA of Vicugna pacos (alpaca), 3433 nucleotides long. The record is from RefSeq and is a predicted model, not a curated record. Lineage: Eukaryota; Metazoa; Chordata; Mammalia; Artiodactyla; Camelidae.